AUGGCAUAUGGUAACUAUGAUGCAUUGCAGAAACCACGUAUCUCAAACAUCAGUUGCGCAUCUCAUGAGUUCUCGGCAGCCUUCUCUGAGAAUAUGGGAGAGAAGAUGUGGCAGGUGAACACGCUGAUACUCAUCAAUGCUAUCUUUGCUGGAGUCAUCGUUGUCAUAGGUGCCUAUGCUCAGCGGUAUCGCCACCACCUGUUAGCGCGCUUCAUCUUUCUUGGAGCCACAACUUUGUUCUUGCCCAUCAUUUCUUAUGUUGUCUCCACCAUCGACACUAACACCAAUGAUUACAUCAGAGAAGGCAAGCAGCAUGAUUUCUCAACCUUAGCAGCGACGUGCCAUGGAGGCUUUCAUCAGUAUGCUGUUGUGUCUUGGGCAUUCCUGGUUCAGAUCGUCGUGGUUAAUACCAGUGUAGUAGUCGCCGUUGAUGAUAGAGAAGGUCGGAACAAAGGCCCCCCUAUCGGGCUGUUUGCCCAAGGGAUUUGGACCCUUUACCUGGGUGUGAGCACCAUGGGCCCGAUUGAGGACAAUAUGUGGCCAUUUCACCUUGAAUUCAUGCUUUUUACUAUCUUCUGUGCUAAGAUUGUGUUGAAGUUUUAUGCAUUUGUUAAGGCUCGGCAAUCCUUGGCAUUUGGGCGCAACCCUCCUCUUAUUUUUGGGUACAUGAAACAGCUACAGCUCCAAGAAGCAUCUCAACUUGGUGAACCGUUGGCAGGUGAGGACGAUGCACCUCCUGCUCCGCUCUUGGUUAUGGGAGAAGAGGCUAUGCAAGUGGAAAAGCAGCCACAUGGGUAUGUGUGCAUGGAUGUCUCAAGAACAACCAUAGUCAACAGCACCGGCCUAGUUACUUUUGACAAGGUUUGGCAGUUGGAUGACAUGCUUGCUAUAUCAAGACCACAGGUAAAAGACAUAUGUUUGUCAUUUGCAUUGUUCAAAUUGUUGCGGUGUCGAUUCGCAAGAUACAAGCUCGCUAAUGCUGGUUCUAUAAAGACCUUAAACUUUUUCUGGAGUUUGUUGCUGAAAGAGGGCGAGCAUGCAAGGAUAUUUCGGGUGAUUACAGAUGAGCUUUCCUUCGUCCAAGAUUAUCACUUCUCGUCACUUCCAGUCUCCUAUUCGAAAUAUUGGUUGCCCGUCUUGAGUGUCAGUAUCUCACUCUUGAGCAUUUGUUACUGUCUUGUGGCUGCAUCGUUCAUCAUCAAGGGGCUUCUAUUCCACUGGGAGCCCAAAUAUAAGCAUCAGAUGCGCUGUGACUAUUGGUGCAGUACUGAAAGGCAAUGGAUAAGCACCACGCAGUCCAAGCAUUUUGGCUUCUUCCUCUUUGAUGAUGUUCCUUUAUUUUUUCUUCUCGCAUUAGUUGUGAUUGCUGAAGUGAGGUACAUAGCAUCCUACAUUUAUUCUAACUGGACAAAGGUAGCCCUCAUCUGCCACUAUAUAAACCAUGCCUCUUUGCAGCAUUCUCUCUGCAUGCAGAAAUGGUUUGGCCUUCUGUUGAAACGCAAGUGCGAGAUGAUGAAGCAUUGGGACGAGAAAAUUGGCCAGAGCACAAUAUUGGUGGUUCACCCUAGAAUAACCCCACUUCUUGUUCUCAGACGUCUCCUGGGUCUCCCGGACCUAGAUAGGAGUGUGAAGAUACCAGAGGCAGUGAAGGUCUGCAUCAUCCGUACCAUGAGACGUUACCGCUUCAACGGGCGACAGUUAAGCAAUGGCAUAGAAUUUCUACGCCAGAGCGGAGUAGACGAAAGAUUCUCUUGGGCCUGCAGUAGCAACAGCACAUCUGUUACCAUACUAACAUGGCACAUCGCCACAUGCAUACAUGAGUUGAGGCACCCAUACCAUUAUCAGCACGGCCGAGAACAAGGCUUUCGGUACGAUCUGGUGGAUCACAAGAUUAUUGCUACUCACCUGUCACGAUAUUGUGCAUACCUGAUGGCCUGGUCUCCGGAGCUGCUUCCUGAUGAUAAAGAAUGGAGCAUGAGUCUGUAUGAGAUCAUCAAGAAGGAUGCUAAGCGUGCCCUCGCAGCCGCAGGGUGUACUGCAGGCGGAUCCUUGACACCGGAGGCCGAAUACGAGCAGGUUAUACAAUUGCUAAGUGUCAAUUCUUCGAUGCAUGACGUGCUCAGGAAUGGCAUGAUGCUCGGAAAGCAAUUGGUGGAGUUGAUCGAAGGUGAGGAAACGGCUUGGAUGGUGCUGGCUGGAUUCUGGUCAGAGAUGAUCCUAUACAUUGCUCCAUCUGACAAUGUUAGAGAUCAUUUGGAGGCCAUUGCUCGGGGCGGUGAGCUGAUAACACUCCUCUGGGCGUUGCUCACCCAUGCAGGGAUCAUGAGUCGGCCUGGCAUUGCUACUGCUGAUGAUGAUGGUGAUGUUUGA
Panicum virgatum (switchgrass) is the source of this 2370-nucleotide messenger RNA. RefSeq lists its product as uncharacterized. The record is from RefSeq and is a predicted model, not a curated record. The transcript has a single exon. The coding region runs from base 1 to 2370 and encodes 789 amino acids. NCBI's taxonomy places the organism in Eukaryota, Viridiplantae, Streptophyta, Magnoliopsida, Poales, Poaceae.